This is a messenger RNA of Pecten maximus, 1031 nucleotides long. RefSeq lists its product as uncharacterized. The coding region runs from base 159 to 620 and encodes 153 amino acids. The record is from RefSeq and is a predicted model, not a curated record. NCBI's taxonomy places the organism in Eukaryota, Metazoa, Mollusca, Bivalvia, Pectinida, Pectinidae. The transcript is spliced from 3 exons.
GCAUGUCCAGAUAGUAUAGGGGCGUAAUACUGCAUUUGUCAUUGUUUCAUGAAGUUGACAGUAAUUACCUUCUAUAAAUAACACCUGUUGAAGUUUGGAUUUAGUAUUGAAUCUCAAAAACGUUGAUCGGAGUAUUGUACUAUCACCAAGACGACAAAAUGAGAAUGGAUUGCCGACUUUCGUUUGCAGUUGUUUUCUUAAAUAUCAUUGUAUCUCCAGUUUUGUCCGCAUCUACUACGUCCAGUAACGAAAAUGUAACGAGUAUUACCACUGAGAGUUCGACACUAGUUCCUAUAAGUAACGAAACAUCCACACUUCCGCCCAAUGACAACGUCACCACUGCAACACUUCCGGUACACAACAGUACGAUACCCAUGACAAUAGAACCUUCUGACAACUACACCGGAUCUACGGUAAUCCCCCAGGAAACGACGUCAUCGAAGCCUAUACCAAUACAAACGACAGUACCACUUCCGAAGACAACCAGUGCGGCUUCCUCGGGAUUCGAUGGAGGAUCGUUCGCCGGCGGCAUUGCUCUCGGAGCUGUUCUCGCACUGAUAUUGCUUGGAGUGUUAUACUACUGUCGUCGGCGCACAGGGUACAGCAAUUUGUCAUCAUAGAUAAUAAACUUUCUCGAUACACAGAUCGGGCAACUUGCGAACACAUUCGGUGGAGUAUUGAAAAGGUUCGAGGUAUUUAUCAAGGUGUUUUCAAAAAAAAUCCGAUAAGUGUCAUUCUGCUGUGUGUUUAAGAAGACGUAGAAGGUGCACAGCGCUAUCUCAAUAUGACAGUUUUCUGUAUAAUAUUCCAAAGACAGUUGGCUCAGUGUAACUACAAAAAAAAACCGAACUAACACAAAUAUAAAUCUUAACUACGUACUGUGAGUAGAGCGAUUGUGAGACACACAGAAGUGUAGGAAGCAUACUUCACAUGUAAAUAUUUAUAUUUCCACUAAAUUCAGACUCAAUGAACCUACCACAGUUAACUCGAGUCAUUUUUCAAUGAACUAUAUCAAGUCCGACAUUUGUCGA